CAUGAAAUUAACUUCCUCCCAUUUCCAUCGCCAGCGCCGCCGCUUUUUCGUGUCCGUACUGUACCAUGUCAGAUGUCGAGAAGCCGAAAUUCGAGAGCAGUUUGUUGGCAUCCUUGCAUAAGGGAGAGCACCCGCCUCCUCCGAGGACUGCCACCUCACGCAAACCUCCGCCAAAGAAACCGCCGUCUGAAGACAGACAACCUCACGCGCGUCCACCACAAGCUCAUGUAAGCGACAGUGGGCACCACAGGAGCAAGACCAAGCAGAAAUUUAUGUACGUACAGAAGGCCUCGCCGACUACCGACGUCCCGCCGGCAACACCAUCCCCUGCAGUAGCCGAGGCACCACCACUGCCCGGUCCAAUCCAGGUGCCACAAGCGGCGCAGCUGCCGUUGCCUCCUCCGCCAGAAGUCAAGAAGCCAUUCCAAUCGUCCUUGAUAGCUUCAGCUCAAAGCAGCAGUGGCCCAUCCCAAUCCAAAUCGUCAUCUUCGUCGACUCCUCAUCAGUUUGCUGCAAAGCCAUCUACUGCGACGCGGGCAUUGCCGACGGCCUCCAAAGAUGGCGCCGACUCCCGACCAUUCCAGUCUUCGCUCCAGGCAUCUAUUGGCUCCAAGAUGACGCCGGACGAAGCAGUCGAAGCGGCUCCGAAGAAGACUCUCCGACAAUCCAUCGAAGAAAAGAAGCUCGGCCACCCGAGUGAUCGCUUCUUCACCCGAUCGGUCUCAUCCCGCGACGACAAGCAAUGGCCUCAUGGGUCCAGACGCCAGGAAGGCGACUCGGCCAGCUACCGCUUGGACGCGCCAAAGGGCAAACUCACGCGGCAGUCCAGCCACGACGCCCACAAGCAAGGCCCUCCGCAGCUCGCCCGCCAAGCGUCGUCCGAAAAGCGAGAAACACCCCCGUCCAUUCUCUCCAGACUUGGCCCCGCCCCGGAUGACCACCGCCACCCGCCGUCGAUUCAUGCUCGCAUGGGUCCCCCCAUCGAAUCGGCCAAACGCGACGCCCCCCUCCCCCGCUCCACUUCCCCUGGCCUUCGACCUCAAUCCUCCGACUUGGACCGACCUCCCCCUUUCUACGGACGCGACACCAAACAACCAGACCGAAGCAAGUCAUCAUCCAAGUCGCCUCUAUGUGACAAGCCCCCGGCCAAAGGCGGGUCGUCGCAGCUGCUCACGUCCAUGCCGUCACCACCUUGUCGUGGUGCCACGUCAUCAUUCGUCAAGCCCCCCGUGAAAGGCUCGUCGCUCGUGGCAUCCAUCUCCAACGUGGACGCGCUGCGCUUGCAAUUGACGUCGUCGAUAGCAUUAAGCCACGCGCGCAGCAAUUCCCCAGCCCACGCCCGCCAAGCGCUUGACAAAGUCCGCUACACUGCGACCCAAUUGCGAGCGCUCAACAAGUCCCCCAACGUCCCACGACCGUUCGAUCUGGUGGAUUUGACCAAGAUCGUCGUGACGCCGGCAUCCCCGCGAGCCAAGUCGUCCAAGUCGUCGGGUCGGUUUUGGUCUGCACGAGCGACGACCUCGUCCGUGGUGCGAAUCCAUGCUGGGCAUGCCAGAGGAGGAGCGUCGCAGCAGCAAAUGCGCGGCGGCAGAGGGGGUCGUGGGGACAGACAACGGGGCAAGGGGGCGCGCCACCAGCCGCCGCCGCCGCCGCCACUGUCGGACGAGCCCAUCGUGCCGUUCGUCAAGUCCGAGUCUCGAUGGGUGCCGUCCAAGGAAGACAAGGUCAAGCAGCCCAAGGACGUGCAACACCAAGUCAAGACGCUUCUCAACAAACUCACCCGCGACCAGUUCGAAAAGAUCACGGCGGACAUCGCGGCCCUCCCGCUCAAGUCGUUGGACACGCUCAAUAUGCUCGUCGCCAUGAUCAUGGAUAAGGCCCUGGAAGAGCCCAAUUUUGCCCAAGUGUACGCCGACCUGUGUGUGCGCCUGCAUCAACACCUUGCCGCGCACCGCCCGCCCUUCCUCCACGCAGUGCACCACGUCGCCGACCAAGUGUGGUACUGGACAGCGGCAAACCGAAGCACGUUCCCAGCGUUCCAUGGCCCUGUGACGAGUCGCGACGAGUGUUUUGCGGGGGCGUUGGGUGUGCACUCAAAGGCGGACAAGGAGGUGCCGCCAGAAGAGGUGCAAGCGCCAGCGUAUUACGUUCACAAGGGUCAUUUGGUUGUGGUGGCGACCAAGGCCGGUCUUCCCAAAGAAUUGUACUAUGCUGCUGUACAAGUGGACAAACUUUCCGAGAACGAGCCAUUGAUGGGCACAUAUCCCACUGAGGAAUCGGCUAUAAAGGCGGCCGCGACCUUCACAAGCUUCAAGCGGCUGCUCGUCACUCGAUGCCAGCACAAGUUUGACAGCACCGAGCACAAACCCAAGCAAGCUGACGAUGCCGACGACCCCGCUGCCGUCCGCGCGGCGCGACGCACCAAGACACUGAUGCUCGGCAACAUGCGGUUCCUAGGCGAGUUGUUUAAGGUGGAAUUGAUUGCGGAAUCGGUGGUGCAACAGUGCAUUUUCAAGUUGCUUGGGCUCGAGCUAGUCCAUGUCGAUGGCGGCGCGCAGGCGGCACAGACCAUUCGGUACCGAUAUAUAUGCAAUAUAUAUAUAUUAAGGACUGUCAUUGAACCAUGUAGCAUGCCGGACGAAGAGGACUUGGAAGCGCUGUGCAAGAUGCUGGCGACAGUAGGCAAGAAAUUCGACCACAAGGGCGUCAAGACCGCCAUGACGAUGAUCCUGGUGCGCAUGGUGGAGCUGUCGGACACGCCGUCGCUGCCGUCGCGCAUUCGGUUCCUUCUCAAAGACGUGUUGGAGAUGCGGGACCAUCAGUGGGUGCCGCGUCGAAAGGAAUUGCAACAGAAGACGCUGCAGGAAGUCCGCAAGGAAGCGGAAAAGCUGCAAAGGCUGGGCAAAAACGCCCAGCACGACGAUUUGCAGGGCAAGCGCCAUCGCACGGCGCACUCGAGCUUGGACGUGGCCAAGCAAAACAGCAUGUUGCUUCUGAGACAGACCACCAUACCCGACCAGCCACCAGUGACGUUAGCAGUGGACCCGACCAACCGGAUCAAGAGCAUCCUGCAAGAGUAUUUGGCCCUGCAUGACAUUGCCGAGACGCGGCAGUGCGUGGCCGAGCUCCCCCGGGACAGCCACUUGGCAUUCGUUGAGCAAGCGCUGACGCUGGCGCUGGAAGGCAAGGAGAAGGAUCGCGCGGCCGCGGUGGACAUGCUCGUGGGGCUAUACGAGACGCUGACCCUGGGCGCGACGGAAAUCCAGAGCGGCUUGCUGGGCACGCUCGAGUUUCUAGACGAUCUGCGCAUCGACAUCCCCAUGGUGCACGAGUACUGCGGACUCAUUCUCGGCCGAAUGAUUGGCGCCGGGUGCUUUGGCCUGAGCUGGCUGCAAUUGGGGGUCCGCCACUUGGCGGAGAGCGGCCUGGCGGGACUGCUCGUGGCCGAAGUGCUGGGCGUGAUGGACGACGACAUGGGCGCGGACACUGUCGCGACGAUGCUGGCGCGAGAGGAGCUCAAUGUCGCCGGCUUCUUACCGCCGGACCAGCAAUCACCCGACGCGGUCGCCGCCUUCCUCAAGGCGCAUGACUUGACGGGCUACUUUUACGAAGACGACGACGAAGAAGAGGACGACGAGGAGGUCAAGGACGCGCUGCAUGCGAUGGUGCAGGAGUUCCUGGUCGUGCAAGACGUGGCCGAAGUGGACGCGUGUUUAGCCGACUUGCAGCCGCAUCCAUGGACAGUGUCGCUGGUGAAGACCGUCCUGAACGAGCUCUGCGAAUGCAAACCAGCCCAGCGCCCCCUUCUCCUGACCCUUUGGCGCCAUGUGCUUCCGCACGUCGACCCCGCGGACGUGGAGGUUGGGCUCUCGUGGUGGUUUGACCAGCUGGACGAUGUCGUCGUCGAUGUGCCCCAAGCCGCAGUGUACGUGGCGCCCGUCGUGGCGCAGGUGCUGCACGAGCGAGUGCUGACGUGGACGUGGCUGGCGACGGUAGUGGACGGAGCCAGGCCAGCCACGGUCGUUCAACUGGUCGAAGGGGUAUGUUAUGCGCUGGAUGCAUUGGACAGUCGAGACGCCACGCGACAAGGGAUCUGUGACAGCGGUGUGUCGAUGGACAAGUUUGCAAGUGGUGGUCGACUGGCGCCGUGGUUCACAUGAUGAUGCUUAUAGGAAAACACAGAAUAGUUGUAUGAACAAAGUUAUUGAAUUGAACACGACGAACAGCAGGUCGGGGUAGGCGUGCAUCCAGGGACCUCCGUGUCCACAGCCACUUCCUCGCUGUAGAUCCACUCGCUGUCUGGCGCACCCGUUGCCUUCGCCCCGACACGAAUAUGGUACGAACACGACGGAUUCAGUUCGUCGAGCACGCCCGUGGACGACGUCACGGGAAGCACCGCGCUAGAUCCCCAGUCUUCAUGUGGCUGCUUGUACUGGAACUGAUAUUCGUAUCCAGGUUGCACGAUGGGAAUCUCCAUCACGAGCGUCACUUCCGUGCGACUCACACAUCGCGGCGGCGGCGGCAACAUCGUUCGAGCUAAGAAUCGGCAAAUGCAG
This is a messenger RNA of Aphanomyces astaci, 4556 nucleotides long. RefSeq lists its product as hypothetical. The coding region runs from base 66 to 4160 and encodes 1364 amino acids. Lineage: Eukaryota; Oomycota; Saprolegniomycetes; Saprolegniales; Verrucalvaceae. Gene Ontology annotation, molecular function: mRNA binding; protein binding; translation initiation factor activity. Gene Ontology annotation, cellular component: eukaryotic translation initiation factor 4F complex. The transcript is spliced from 12 exons. The record is from RefSeq and is a predicted model, not a curated record.